AAAGCUUCUCCUUUCACUAAAGCCCUAAUCAUAAACCUCAACUCAGACGGCAGACUCCGGAGCACGCGGCAAAACGAAACCCCAUUCAAUUAACGCGAUUCUAAUACACGCGCCACCGCAGCAGCGGCAGCAGUACAGUAGAAGUGUAUCUGUUAUCUUAAUUGAUUAAUAAUGGCGGAAGAGAUUGAGGAAGUAAAGAGCUUUAAAGAAUUAGGAUUGCGCGAUGAACUGGUGGAAGCGUGCGAUAAUUUAGGGUGGAAAAGCCCUUCUAAGAUUCAAGCUGAAGCUAUACCUCAUGCUCUUGAAGGUAAAGAUUUGAUUGGGCUUGCGCAAACCGGUUCUGGUAAAACUGGAGCGUUUGCGCUUCCCAUAUUACAAGCACUUCUAGAUAUUGCCGAGACCCAGCGCACAGUUCCUGCUUUUUUCGCUUGUGUGCUCUCUCCAACGAGGGAACUUGCAAUUCAGAUAGCUGAGCAGUUUGAAGCUUUAGGAUCUGGAAUUAGCCUUAGAUGUGCAGUGCUUGUUGGAGGGGUGGACAUGAUGCAACAGACCCUUGCCCUCGGAAAGCGGCCACAUAUUGUUGUUGCUACACCUGGACGCCUUAUGGAUCAUCUAACAAACACCAAAGGUUUUUCGCUGGCCACAUUGAAAUAUUUGGUCCUAGAUGAGGCAGACAGGCUGCUAAAUGAAGAAUUUGAAAAAUCACUUGAUGAAAUUUUGAAUGUUAUUCCUCACUCACGGAGAACAUAUUUAUUUUCUGCCACGAUGACCAAGAAGGUGAGAAAGCUCCAGAGAGCUUGUUUGAAGAAUCCUGUAAAGAUUGAAGCAGCAUCUAAAUAUUCCACUGUUGACACACUGAAGCAGCAGUACCGCUUUAUUCCUGCUAAGUACAAGGAAUGCUAUCUUGUAUAUAUCCUGACUGAGAUGCCAGGAUCUUCAACGAUGGUUUUUACUCGAACAUGUGAUGCAACUCGCUUUUUAGCUUUGAUGCUUAGAAAUCUUGGUCAAAGAGCCAUCCCAAUUAGUGGUCAGAUGAGCCAGUCAAAGAGACUUGGUGCCUUGAAUAAGUUUAAGGCUGGAGAGUGCAAUAUUCUUCUUUGUACUGAUGUGGCAAGUAGAGGGCUUGAUAUUCCAUCUGUCGACAUGGUUAUCAAUUAUGAUAUACCAACAAACUCUAAGGAUUACAUCCAUAGAGUGGGAAGAACUGCUCGUGCAGGACGAUCUGGUGUUGCAAUCUCACUAGUGAAUCAGUACGAAUUGGAAUGGUAUAUGCAGAUAGAGAAGCUUAUUGGCAAAAAGUUGCCUGAGUUUCCUGCUGAAGAAGAGGAAGUCCUGCUAUUGUUGGAGCGUGUCAUGGAAGCCAAAAGAUUAACCAUCAUGAAAAUCAAAGAAUCUGGAGGCAAGAAGAGAGGAAGGGGUGGAGGAGAUGAUGACGACGAUGUUGAAAGAACUCUAGGAAUCAACAAGAAACUGUCUAGGAAUAAGAGGAGAUAAGAAUUAGUGUCCCUUUGCAUGUGUAUCUCUAUCUCAUGAGAAUGUGAUUCAAAUUUUGUA
Messenger RNA from Pistacia vera, 1554 nucleotides. RefSeq names its product DEAD-box ATP-dependent RNA helicase 10. Gene Ontology annotation, molecular function: RNA helicase activity; nucleic acid binding; ATP binding. Bases 172 to 1494 code for a protein of 440 amino acids. The record is from RefSeq and is a predicted model, not a curated record. Lineage: Eukaryota; Viridiplantae; Streptophyta; Magnoliopsida; Sapindales; Anacardiaceae. The transcript is spliced from 13 exons.